UAAUCAAUGCCUAAUAAUGCCCAUUUUUCUAUUACUCAGUUCAUUUGAAAACAACUAUGACUUAGUUUUAUAUUUACAAAUAUUACUUUAUUUCUUUUUUGACCUACUCCUGGUCUCCUGUCAUUUUGCAAAAAUAACCCCUGGAAACAGCAGAUGCACUUGGAAAGAGGUGAAGCAGGUGGUAUUCAGCUUGUUGCAGUGUUACUGAUUGAUGCCACUAAAUCCUACAAACUGGUCCUUUAAGUGACAUGUCUGCGAAAACCUCACAAAAAUCAUUACCGUAAAAACCUCUUUUUCACCAAACAGCUUCAUUACCAGAAAGUGUUACGUGAAUGUGGUUUUGUGGACUUCCCUAUUAAGAAAUCUUCUCUUAGAUGGAAUAUGUAUCAGUGUCACUCUGUGCGUUUCAUAUCAGUUGCUGUGAAAUAAUAUGUCUGAUUGUCAUGCCCUGACGUUUAGAGUCUCUUCUCUUCAGGACAAAAGCAUCGAGGAGCAGCUGUCGAUGGGGAUUCGCUACUUUGAUCUUCGUGUUGCACAUAAACCCAGUGAUUCAUCCAGUGACCUGUACUUCACACACGUCAUAUACACACACUUAACAGUUAUGGAAACACUUGUGUCUGUUGCCUCCUGGCUGAAGUCUCACCCAAAGGAGGUUGUCAUCCUCGCUUGCAGCCAUUUGGAGGGAAUGGACGACGCACGCCAUGAAUCGUUCAUUUACUCCCUGAAGAACCUGUUUGGCUCCAAACUGUGUCCGCGGAAGGAAUCGGUCCUGACCUUGAGGAGUCUGUGGGCAUCUGGUUACCAGGUCAUCCUGUCCUACGACUCCCAGGUUGCAGCGAGACAUGAGGAGCUGUGGCUCGCCAUCCCUUACUGGUGGGCCAACCAGCAAACGGCACAAGGAGUGAUCAGUUACUUGGACUGGAACAAAGAGCUGGGACGUCCCGAGGGUUUUUUCGUCUCUGGCCUGAACCUGACAGCUGAUAGGGGUUACAUCGCUAAGAACCGGAAGGAAUCCCUGCGGACGUUGACUUACAGCAACUGGGACAGUUUGAGCAAAUGGGUGGAGGAGCAGAUACCUGGAUCGGACCCCAAAAGCCUCAACAUCAUCGCAGGGGACUUCGUCGGGCCGCUUCCGCUCUGCUCUCAAGUGAUCGCACUAAACCACAAACUGCGACGGAAGAAUUCCAGCCAGAUAAAGAAGCAAUAUUAGCCACGACUCUAAAAGCCACAUUUUACCUCAUUUUAUGUUUACUCAGCUUCUCUCAAUUUAUAUAAAAUUUAAUCAUCACAGUUUUAACAGAAAAACCUGCAGUUUCUGUAUUUCUUACACUUAGUUUAUAUUUUUUUUAAUCUAAAUCUAUUAUGUGCAAUCAGUAUAUGUUUACAAGAAAAAAAAAAACUUAAACUGUUACAAAUUUGUAUCUUUAGAUAUUUUAUUAUGCUGUACAAUAAUAAAUUCUUUUCUUAUGGA
Molecule: messenger RNA, 1471 nt
Organism: Stegastes partitus (bicolor damselfish)
Lineage: Eukaryota; Metazoa; Chordata; Actinopteri; Pomacentridae
Product: PI-PLC X domain-containing protein 1-like
Exons: 5
Coding region: 431-1210 (259 amino acids)
Biological process (GO): lipid metabolic process
Molecular function (GO): phosphoric diester hydrolase activity
Source: RefSeq, a predicted model, not a curated record